UCCUUGCAAGUCCCAAGUCCGUUUGGGGCCCACGACAAAUCAUCCUCCGGCUCUGUGUAGCGUACAAAUCGAGAAAUCCUAUUUCGCCAACUUCUUUGAAACAAACGGGAAACGCUGGAAUCAACUAUACGCUCCGACGUUCGAUUUUCCCAUACUAAAAGGAUUAGCUCCGACGUUCGAUUUUUCGAAUACUAAAAAGAUUACAUGUUCGCAAAGCGCCUCAUUCAGAAGGCCGUUCAUCUUCAUCAGCAUCAUGAAAAGGGUUUACUGGCGUCCGAAGACGUGGAGCUUCGGAUCAAUGUACACUAUGGAGUUCCUUCUACGGCCUCGAUUCUUGCUUUUGAUUCGAUUCAGCGCCUACUGGCAAUCGGCACAUUGGAUGGCAGGAUAAAGUUAAUUGGUGGUGAUAAUAUCGAAGGACUUUUGAUUUCCCCAAAGUUGGUUCCUUACAAGUACUUAGAGUUUCUGCAGAAUCAAGGUUUCUUAGUUAGCAUUACAAAUGAUAAUGAUAUUCAGGUUUGGAAUCUGCAGAUGAGGUCAAUAGCUUGUAGUUUCCAGUGGGAAUCCAAUGUAACUGCCUUCUCUGUAAUCAGUGGCUCGUCGUUUAUGUAUGUUGGUGACGAAUAUGGGUUAAUGUCAGUUCUGAAGUAUGAUUCAGACGGUGGAGAGCUUCUGAAAUUGCAUUAUCAACUAUCUUCAGAUUCUCUCGCCGAAGCAACUGGGUUCUCAAUCUCUAAUCGGCAACCUAUAGUUGGACUUCUUCCUCAACCCUGUUCUUCCGGGAAUAGGCUACUGAUUGCUUAUGAGAGUGGGCUGAUUAUUCUUUGGGAUGUGGUUGAGGCACAUGUUGUUAUUGUUCGAGGUGAUAAGGUCCUCCAACUGAAAAACAAAGUUGUUCCUCCAAUUGAUAUAGAUACCAAUAUUGUUGGUGAUGAACUUUCCCAUAACUUGGACAAAGAGAUCAGUGCUCUUUGUUGGGCGUCUACUGAUGGGUCCAUUCUUGCUGUUGGAUAUAUAGACGGGGAUAUUUUAUUUUGGAAUACAUCAAAAGAUUCUUUAGUUGGCGGCCAAGAAACUAGAUCAUCAUCAAAUGUUGUCAAGCUACAGUUGUCAUCUGCUGAAAAGAGACUCCCUGUCAUUGUUUUACACUGGUUGGAUGACACUAAAUCCUGUCAUCGUCCAGAAGGUCAGCUUCUUGUUUAUGGCGGUGAUGAGAUAGGAUGUGAAGAAGUUGUUACGGUUCUCAAUCUUGGAUGGUCAUCUGGAAUGGAAGCAGUAAGAUGCAUAGGUCGUGUAGAUCUCACUCUUACUGGCUCUUUUGCUGACAUGAUAUUGAUUCCAUCUGCUGGUACUACGGGAAGUGAUGCAAAUGUUUCCUUAUUUGUAUUGUCUAACCCUGGGCGUAUACAUAUUUAUGAUAGAGGCAGCCUGUCUUCCUCAGACUUGCAGUCCAGGGAGGAACAACCUAUCUCUGCUAUAAACUUUCCUGCUGGAAUACCAACUGUUGAUCCUCGGAUGACAGUGGCAGAGCUUUUUCUUAUACAUGGAACCAUAGAGGGCAUAGAAUCCAAGAUAGCUGCAAUGAGUUUAACACAGGGGUGGCCUGCGAAUAAAAAGUGGCCAUUGACUGGGGGUGUAAGUAAUCAUGUAUCUUUUGGCAAAGAUAAGAAGGUCCAAAGACUAUAUGUAGCAGGCUACGAGGAUGGAUCAGUUCGAAUAUGGGAUGCUACUUAUCCAGUCCUUUCGCUCCUUUGUAUUUUGACAAAUGAGGUGAACAGUGAAGAUCUGGUUGAUUCUGGUGCCUCAUUGACCAGAGUUGAGUUGUGCUCCUUCACAUUGAGAUUAGCAGUUGGCAGUGAAUGUGGUCUGGUCCAACUUUACAACCUCCGUAGCAGCAACGGGACAAACUUCCAUUUUGUUACAGAAACCAAAAGAGAAGUUCGCAGUUCUUCUCGAGUUCAAGGACCUAGGUGCGAAGCUGUUUUCAAACUUUACGAAUCAGGAGUUCAGGCACUGAAAUUCACAAUCAGUGGAUUCAAACUUAUCGUUGGAUAUGAAUGUUCACGAAUUGCAGUGAUCGAUGUACAUUCAUUAUCUGUUGCAUUUAUAACAGAGUCUAUAUCCAACUCACCAGUGAUAUCGGUACUCUGGAAAACUUUUGCUUCUGAAAAUGCUAGAGUUACAAAUGAAUCGGUCCCCAAAAUCCCAGAAAACUCUACAGGAGAACAUAUAUUCAUUUUAACUAAGGACGCAAGUCUCUAUAUUACUGAUGGUCGUGGCAUGAUUAUCUCAAGGCCUGUACAGUUGAAGAAGUCAACAGCAAUUUCAUUGUAUGUUAUAGAAAGCCGGGCAGCAACCCUUAGGUCUGUAGAUGACAAACAGUUGUCAAAGGAUGGUGAGUUAAUAAACGAGCUUUCACAGAGUGGUGCUCAGGGGAAUGAGAAAUGUGAAACUGAAGAGCACUCUUCGGAUAAAAUUCCAUCUGCACAGAGCUUGAAGGAGUCAUUUAUCUUGCUUUGUUGUAAUGAUUCACUACGUAUAUACCCGGCCAAGUCUGUGGUUCAAGGAGAAAGUAAAUCUAUUUAUAAAGUCAAACUUUCCAAGCACUGUUGUUGGUCUACAAUUUUCAAGAAAGAUGAAAAAGUUUGUGGACUCUUAGUAUUCUAUCAAACAGGAGCAAUGGAGAUCAGAUCGUUGCCUGAUCUGGAGUUGGUGAAGGAAUUCUCUUUUAUGUCAGACUUAAGGUGGAACUUCAAGGCUAACAUGGAAAGAAUGAUCAGCUCUACAGAAAAUGGACAUAUUGUAUUGGCAAAUGGCUCUGAAGUGGCGUUUAUUUCUCUAUUAGUGGGUGAAAAUGAUUUCAGGAUUCCCGAGUCCCUGCCUAAUCUUCAUGAUGAAGUGCUUGAGGCUGCGGCAAAUGCUGCAAUUAGUGUUUCAUCUGAUCCCAAGAGAAAACAGGGAGGUAAUCUUGGCAUUCUUGGCGGCAUUGUAAAAGGAUUUAGGGGACGGAGAUCAGACAAACCUACAUAUCAUGACUCCAAUUCUAACUCUAAUUUUGAUCGCCUAGAGGAAAUCUUCAUGACAGACCCUUUUCCAGAGUCAUCAACCACUACAGAUGAACAGGGAGCUGCUGAGCUUAAUAUAGAUGACAUCGUAAUUGAUGAACCUGUGCCUUCGGUAUCCACUUCCUCUCAUGAAGUAAAUAACAAAGAUAAAGAUGAGAAAAGUGAACGAGAAAAAUUGUUUGGUGAUGGUGCUGACAUUAAGCCGAGACUUAGAACACGGGAAGAAAUCAUUGCCACGUACAGAAAAGCGGGGGAUGCCUCCUCCGUUGCUGGACAAGCCAGAAACAAGCUUCUCGAGCGCCAAGAAAAGCUUGAGAGAAUCAGUAGACAAACUGAAGACCUACGGAAUGGAGCCGAAGACUUUGCAUCUUUAGCGAACGAGCUUGUCAAGGCAAUGGAAAAACGAAAAUGGUAUCAUAUAUAGUAGCAUUCCAAAAUAAAUGCAUUUCUGCCAGAUUUCCCUCACAGCAAGUUCGUAAGGCUCAUAAAAAUGAUGAGGGCCUAAAGCAUGUCAUCAGAUCCUUGGGUUCAUUGCUAACUCAGGAGCAAGUAAAUGCAAAACAGUUUGGAAAUUUGGAAAAGCAGAACUUUCUGUAAAUCUAAGGGUUUGCAAGUGACCUAAAUAUGGUGCAGCAGAAUUACUUAUGAUCACCUUGAACAACUAAUGGACGGGUGAAGUACAGUCUUGUGACUGGUCCUACGUAUGUAAUUUUCUUGUACAUUGAGAAUGUACAUAAGUGUUCUAUGUUUUCACUUAUUAUCAAAGUGAUUUAAUCUCUUUGUUUUCACUUAUUAUCAAAGUGAUUUAAUCUCUUUGUUU
Molecule: messenger RNA, 3885 nt
Organism: Sesamum indicum (sesame)
Lineage: Eukaryota; Viridiplantae; Streptophyta; Magnoliopsida; Lamiales; Pedaliaceae
Biological process (GO): exocytosis; Golgi to plasma membrane transport
Cellular component (GO): cytoplasm; plasma membrane
Molecular function (GO): GTPase activator activity; myosin II binding; syntaxin binding
Source: RefSeq, a predicted model, not a curated record